Molecule: messenger RNA, 3023 nt
Organism: Geodia barretti
Lineage: Eukaryota; Metazoa; Porifera; Demospongiae; Tetractinellida; Geodiidae
Source: the annotation of a GenBank genome assembly
GACUGCGCUGGAGGAAAUUGACUCUUGUCCCUUGACCAAAACAGGAAGGUACAAAGGUGUCUAGGGGUGGCGUGAGCUCUCGAGGGAGAAACAAAGAUGGAGACAGGUAGUCACCCGUACGUCGACUACCUAAAGACUCUGGAGUUUGGAGGAAGGGAGGGAAACUACUUUGACCUGCCGGGUCUCGGGGGAGAUAAGUAUGAUCGUCUGCCGUACUCGAUCAGAGUUCUGCUGGAGUCAGGGAUAAGGAACUGCGAUGGGUUCCAGAUCACGAGUCAGGAUGUGACCAACCUCCUGGACUGGAACCAGAACCAGGACAAGAAGAUCGAGAUCCCGUUCCGUCCCGCCAGAGUCAUCCUACAGGACUUUACUGGGGUGCCCGCAGUGGUAGAUUUUGCCGCCAUGAGAGAUGCAGUCAAAUCCCUGGGGGGAGACCCUUCCCUGAUUAACCCCGUCUGUCCUGCUGACCUAGUCAUCGACCAUUCUGUACAGGUGGACUACUUCAGGAGUGAACUGUUGUUUUGUAGCAGUGAGGCUCUGACCCGGAACCAGGCCAUGGAGAUGGAACGGAACAGGGAGAGGUUCGUGUUCCUCAAGUGGGGAGCCAAGGCCUUCAAGAACAUGCUCAUUGUCCCGCCCGGCUGCGGCAUUGUGCACCAGGUCAAUCUAGAAUAUCUUGGUCGUGUGGUGUUCAAUUCCGGAGGCCUCCUCUAUCCUGACAGUCUGGUGGGCACCGACAGCCACACCACUAUGAUCAAUGGUCUCGGCAUCGUUGGAUGGGGUGUAGGAGGUAUAGAGGCCGAGGCAGUGAUGCUGGGACAGUGUAUAUCCAUGGUGCUACCCCAGGUUGUAGGCUACAAAUUGACAGGUGUUGUCAGCUCAUAUGCCACAUCUACUGACGUUGUACUCACCAUCACCAAGCAUCUCCGUCAGGUCGGAGUGGUGGGUAAGUUUGUGGAGUUCUUUGGUCCGGGAGUGGCCCAGCUGUCCAUCGCGGACCGAGCCACCAUCUCCAACAUGUGUCCCGAGUACGGAGCCACUGUGGGCUACUUCCCCGUGGACGACAUGAGCAUCAAAUACCUACGUCAGACAGGUAGGGAGGCAGGGAGUGUUGAGAUGAUAGAGAAGUACCUGAGAGCUGUGGGGAUGUUCAGAGACUACUCCAACAGCGAACAAGACCCCGCCUUCUCACAGAUCCUGGAGCUGGACCUGUCAACAGUGGUGCCCUCUCUGAGUGGACCAAAGAGACCUCACGACAGAGUGUCCGUCUCUGACAUGAAGACAGACUUCAGCCAGUGUCUCCAGAACAAGGUUGGAUUCAAAGGGUUCCAGAUACCAGCAGACAAACAUGGAGCCAGUGCCCCGUUCUCCUAUGAGGGCAAAGACUACACUCUCAAACAUGGUUCUGUGGUGAUAUCAGCCAUCACCAGUUGCACCAACACCUCCAACCCGUCGGUCAUGCUGGGAGCCGGCCUCCUGGCAAAGAAGGCCUGCGAGCGAGGCCUCUCAGUGGCCCCCUACAUCAAGACCUCGUUAUCCCCGGGGUCAGGGGUCGUCACGUACUACCUGAAGGAGAGCGGAGUCAUUCCUUACCUGGAGCAGCUCGGGUUCUGUCCACACACAGCCUCAGACACUGACCCAAAUUUCCACCUGGUGGGCUACGGCUGUAUGACAUGCAUUGGAAACAGCGGACCCCUCCCCGAGGCUGUCACCACGGCAGUGGAACAGGCCGACCUUGUUGCCGUGGGUGUCCUGAGCGGGAACAGGAAUUUCGAGGGUCGUAUCAACCCCCACACGAGAGCAAACUAUCUCACCUCUCCUCCUCUGUGUAUCGCCUACGCCAUCGCUGGGACCGUCCUCAUCGACUUUGAGAAAGAACCACUCGGGGUUGACUCAUCAGGCUCCCCGGUCUUCCUAAAAGACAUCUGGCCGACCAGAGCUGAACUCCAGGAGGUGGAGAGGCAGUACGUGGUGCCUGCCAUGUUCAGAGACACCUACUCCAAGAUCACUGAGAGCAACAGUAGUUGGAAUGAGUUGGAGGCUCCUGACUCUCAGCUGUAUCCCUGGGACCCCAAGUCAACCUACAUCAAGUCUCCUCCCUUCUUUGAUGGCAUGACCCAGGACCCCCCAGCAGUAAGGGACGUUGAGAAGGCAGCCGUCCUCCUGAACCUAGGGGACAGUGUCACCACUGACCACAUCAGUCCAGCCGGCUCCAUCUCUCGAACCUCUCCGGCAGCCAGAUACCUCUCCUCUCGUGGGAUGACCCCACGAGAGUUCAAUUCGUAUGGAGCUCGUCGUGGCAAUGACUCAGUCAUGGCCCGAGGAACAUUUGCCAACAUUCGACUGGUCAACAAGUUCAUGAGCAAGCCAGGCCCAAAGACCCUACAUUUCCCCUCCGGGGAGAGUAUGGACGUAUUUGACGCGGCGGAGAGGUACCGCAGCGAGGGACGGCCACUCAUCGUCCUGGCGGGGAAGGACUACGGCAGUGGGUCAUCUCGAGACUGGGCCGCCAAGGGACCUUGGAUGCUGGGAGUGAAGGCAGUGGUAGCAGAGAGUUUCGAGCGUAUCCAUCGCUCCAAUCUGGUUGGAAUGGGCAUCCUUCCACUCCAGUUCACCGACGGAGCUACCACUGAAACCCUCAGACUCACAGGGAAAGAGUUUUAUUCGGUACAAGUGCCACCUCAGUUGAAACCCGGUCAACUACUGACAGUGAAGACGGACAGUGGAGUAAGUGUGGAGGUGAGAUGUAGGAUUGAUACAGAUGUGGAGCUGACCUACUACCAACACGGAGGCAUCCUCAACUAUAUGGUGCGCAAGAUGUCCAAGUGAAACUGCAAGAACUGUCCUAAAAAUCAUGACUUAUUUAUGACGUUGUACUGUUAUGCUGCAAAAUAAUUAUUAUUGACAUUAUUCUGGAAGAUGAAGAUCAUUUGAGCGUGUUUCUGUUCAUGAUUGUACACUAACAAAGGCAGGAGGACCAGCUCUGCCAGUUUUGUGACUGCUAAGCAAUUAAUAAAAAGUAC